ACAGACCUGUAGGAGCUGAAGUGGGAGCCCAAGAGCGCGAUUCUUUCUGAGUCCCUGGGUAAGACGAACCUACUUUUCUUGGCUGUGGGAUUGCUUUGCUUAGUGGGAGGCAUGCGGCACCUGGGGAGUGGUUCGGAAAGGCCACUUUGAUGAGUGACUUGGGCAUCUGAGCUCCAGCUUCAGGCUUUCCUGACUCUCUAGUAUCAAGGCUUCCCCAGAAGCUUCAACUCUGGAGGCAAUGGGUCGAAAGGAAGAUGACGACUGCAGUUCCUGGAAAAAGCAGACCACCAACAUCAGGAAAACCUUCAUCUUCAUGGAAGUGCUGGGAUCAGGAGCGUUCUCUGAAGUUUUCCUAGUGAAGCAAAGGGUGACCGGAAAGCUCUUUGCGCUGAAGUGCAUUAAGAAGUCACCUGCCUUCCGGGACAGCAGCCUGGAGAACGAGAUCGCAGUGCUGAAAAAGAUCAAACAUGAAAAUAUCGUGACCCUGGAGGACAUCUACGAGAGCACCACACACUACUACCUGGUCAUGCAGCUUGUUUCUGGAGGGGAGCUCUUUGACCGGAUCUUGGAACGUGGUGUCUACACAGAGAAGGAUGCCAGCCUGGUGAUUCAGCAGGUCUUGUCAGCAGUGAAGUACCUCCAUGAGAAUGGCAUUGUGCACCGAGACUUAAAGCCUGAAAACCUGCUGUACCUCACCCCUGAGGAGAAUUCCAAGAUCAUGAUCACAGACUUUGGACUAUCCAAAAUGGAGCAGAGUGGCGUCAUGUCCACUGCCUGUGGGACCCCAGGCUAUGUAGCACCAGAAGUGUUGGCUCAGAAGCCUUACAGCAAGGCCGUGGAUUGCUGGUCCAUUGGCGUCAUCACCUACAUACUGCUGUGUGGGUAUCCCCCUUUCUAUGAAGAAACUGAGUCUAAGCUUUUUGAGAAAAUCAAGGAGGGCUACUAUGAAUUUGAGUCUCCAUUCUGGGAUGACAUCUCUGAGUCAGCCAAAGAUUUCAUUUGCCACCUGCUGGAGAAGGACCCAAGCGAGCGGUAUACCUGUGAGAAGGCCUUGAUGCACCCCUGGAUUGAUGGAAACACAGCUCUCCACUGGGACAUCUACCCGUCGGUCAGCCUCCAGAUCCAGAAGAACUUUGCCAAGAGCAAGUGGAGGCAAGCCUUCAAUGCAGCCGCCGUGGUGCAUCACAUGAAGAAGCUGCACAUGAAUCUGCACAGCCCGGGGACCUGCCCAGAGGUGGAGGACAGGCCUCCUGUCACUCAAGUCUUAGAAGUCUCCAGACCCAGCUCCCCCGAGAUCACCAUCACCGAGGCACCUGCCCUGGACCAGAGCGCGGCCCUCCCAGCCCUGACCCGGCUGCCCUGCCAGCACACUCCCUGUCCCUCUGUCCCCGGAGGCAGGUCCCUCAACUGCCUUAUCAACGGCUCCCUCCGCAUCAGCAGCAGCCUGGUGCCUAUGCAGCCGGGACCCCUGGCCACGGGGCCCUGUGGCUGCUGCUCCAGCUGUCUGAGCCUCGGGAGCAAAGGGAAGUCCUCCUACUGCUCUGAGCCCACUCUCUUCAGAAAAUCUAACAAAAAACAGCAUUUCAAAUCAGAGGUCAUGGUGCCAGUGAAAACCAGCGGCAGCUCCCACUGCCGGGCGGGGCAGACCGGAGUGUGUCUCAUCAUGUGAUCCCUGGAGCCUCCGCCUGUGUCACUAUAAUUUUCAGG
Molecule: messenger RNA, 1707 nt
Organism: Elephantulus edwardii (Cape elephant shrew)
Lineage: Eukaryota; Metazoa; Chordata; Mammalia; Macroscelidea; Macroscelididae
Gene: CAMK1G
Product: calcium/calmodulin-dependent protein kinase IG
Exons: 12
Coding region: 239-1669 (476 amino acids)
Biological process (GO): peptidyl-serine phosphorylation
Cellular component (GO): intracellular anatomical structure
Molecular function (GO): calcium/calmodulin-dependent protein kinase activity; calmodulin binding; ATP binding
Source: RefSeq, a predicted model, not a curated record